Trichomonas vaginalis G3 is the source of this 744-nucleotide messenger RNA. RefSeq lists its product as uncharacterized. The coding region runs from base 1 to 744 and encodes 247 amino acids. The record is from RefSeq and is a predicted model, not a curated record. The transcript has a single exon. NCBI's taxonomy places the organism in Eukaryota, Parabasalia, Trichomonadida, Trichomonadidae.
AUGAAUAAAUCACAAGAAGAGGAAGAUCCUAUUGAAGAUUCUGAAAAUGAAAAUGGAUUUCCUUCUGCACAAAAACCUCAUUCGCAAUCUUCAAUUAAUUCUACCUCAGAUGAGGAAAUAGAAAACAAUCCGGAAACAAUUGAUUCAGAAAUUGAAGAACCCAGACCACAAGUUGUUGUUUUAAAACCAGCAAUUAAUUCAUUAUUAAAAACACCACCACCACCGAAAAUGGUACAACAAGAUGAAUCUGAGAUUGAUGAAUCUAUAGACUCUGAAGAUAUAAGUCAGAAUCAUAAAGGACCUGAAGAUUCUGAUAUUGAACCAAUAUCAGACGUAUCUUCACAUCCUUCACACAGCAUAGAUGACAAUCAAGAAGAAAUAGAAGAAAUACAUUCUUUUCUUACAUCGCAAUACGAAGAAAUUGAUACACAGGGAUUGGAAGAAUUUUUCAAAGAAGAGUAUAUUGCAUUGCGAUUUGUAGAAGAUCUUACUAACACUUUAGAAAUCUGGGAUUGCAAUUUAACAAGAAUUAUUAAAUGUCGACAUAUCCCUUUAGAAACAGAAUCAAAACAUCCUAAUUACAGACAAAUUAUCGACCAUAAUGAAGUUAUUUGCAUCAUUAAUGAUAAAAUCCUUCCAAAAGAAAUCAACGAAAAUACCAAGUUUUUAUUGAAAGAACCAUUUAAAGUAUUUACAUACCUAGAUGAUCUGGCUAUUAUCGCCCCAUCAUUUAUUGCAUUUUAG